UUACUGUUCGAACCGUAUUAUUUUCUUCAACCUGGAACACCCCUUUAGGAAUAGGUAUAUAGCGGGGAUGUUGAUUCGUGCCAAGAUAUAUGAUCCUUUUCAAAGAUUUUUUUCUUCCAAGAUAUAUCAUUUAUUCAGAUAUUUGAAGACAUUUUUUUAUGAAUAAACCCUACAUUAGAGAGAAGAAAAAUAGCUGAUGAAAUGUAUCGCAUGAUAACCAUCAUUGGCAAAUACUCCAUCAUGAGCAUGAUGAGUGAAGCCUGUGAAGAGCAUUUUCCAAAAAAAAACUGAUGAAAAGUGGUAAUAUAUUUUUUGUACAGAAUCUCCAUCGUAAUAUCAUGAUUGGCAAUUUUCUUUUAAAAUCUUUUUAGGCUUAUUCGAUAUUUUUAAAUUCAAUUAGUAAUACUACCUGCUGCCAUUUCAUGUCUAAAGUGUAAUAAUAAUUCAAUUUUGUAUGCCUAUAUGAUAAUGAAUUACACCGGGAAUUACAUUCCUUUACCCUUUCCUAAAUAAGAUUUUAAACUUGUAGGAUGUGCAAAUAAUCAUAACUAAAUCAAAGUUAAAUCUAGAUCACUACCAAGACUAGAUUAGAUUUUGCCUAACUCUAAUCCCCUAACAAAAGCUUUCUCUGCCUUUUGUGUGGUAAUUCUACCCAUGUUGUUAAGAGCUGAUUUGUUAAUAGAUAAUACUGUAAAGAUUGUGGUGUCAAUCGUUGAUCUCAGAUGUAAAUAAUGCAUUAUACAUCGCAGCGAGAUUACCGGUUGUAACAGGGGCAUUUUGUUAGCGCAGUGUUAGUGAAAUGUUAGCUAACAGCGUUUCAGUGCGGUCGAUACAGGUUGUGAUACCGUAUACUGAAUCCAUUUUGCAAGGGAACUUAAAAGAAUUCCACACUCUACUUCAUGAUCAGAUAAGAUCUAAAUUUAUAGACCCUGAUGCAGAAUAAUUAAACUGGAUAAAAAGUGUGAUUUAUACCUUUUCCCAUUCAUGUACAAUGAAAACAUAACAGAAUAUCUCACAUUACUUAGCAUUUCUUCAUAUUAGCACGAAGGAAGAUGGUCGAAAUAUAAACAGUUUUCCUCCAAGUCAGCAAAAGAGCAUAUCUAAAGGACUCUUCAGGAGAUCUAACUCGAGAACAGCUGAUCAGAAUUACUCCCCUGCAACUACCAGGCCUUUCCAUGUUUGGAUGGAAAGUUCAGGACACUCCCGUACUUGUUCAUUGCAUAUUGGUUACUCCCAAAGAAGUGAAAGAACAUUUUCCCUGUAUAGGAAGCAUGCCAUUGCCACCAUGUUCUAGGGCUAAACAUGUUUGCUGACCUUAUAUGUGAAUGAAAAUAAAAUUGUUUUAUGGUAAAUACAAAUAAAAACUGAAAAAGCAGUUGAAACUGGAUAGAAAGAAAAAUCGGACGGGCCUUCAAAAGAAGAGGAAUUUAAUACGAAAUAUAAUAUGUUUAUUCCGUAAAAUAGAAAAGUCAUAAUUAAGAUCAAUGUUAAAAAGGGGCGUGGCUUAGAUGUCAUUAAAAUGACUUAGGGUGCCAAGGUGGUACGUGUCAGAUUCUAAUUUUUUUUUUCUUUUCCUCUUCUGAGGUACUUUAUUUCAUAAAAUCAAAUAACAAUAUAGUCACAUGUAUACAAAACUAAUCAACAGGUGUAGACAAAAAAAAAAGAGUAAUACAAAUGCAGAAAUGGUAAGAGUAUCUAAAACAGAAACUUUUCAAGUUCUUCUAAAACAUCUUUCUUAUUUUUAUAUUUCCACUGAGCAUAAUUCCUGAAAUCAUUUUUAAAUACCAUCCAAAUUGAUUGACUAUUGAACAAUUUAUUCCUAAAGUAAUUUAACAUAUACACUUUGUACACUGCAUAUUGUGCAUAAAUUAAUAAUAGGUUAAUCAAAUUAAAUUUAGACUCACUGAUUUUAAAACCAAUUACAAUAAUCUUUUCUUCUAAAUAAAUGUCUUUUUGAAACCAAUCUAAUAUUAAAGUGUGAACCUUUUUCCAAAAAUCAGUUACUUGGUGACAUUUUAACAAAACGUGAAUAGAUGAUUCAGGUUCGUUACAAAAUGAGCAAAUAAUGUUUGACGAGAUCUUCCAUUUAAAAAGAUUUUCUCUAAAAGGCAAAAUAUUGUGCAGUAAUUUGAAAUUAAAUUGUCUCACUUUAUUAUCUCUGACAUUUUUCAACUUAAAAUCUAAUACGUGCUUCCAUUCAUAAUCUAUUGGUAGUUGACAAAUUUCCUCCCACCACCUUGAAACAGGGGGGUUCUCUUUUUCUGAUUCAUUUAGUAAUAAAUAAAAAUGUUUUGCUUUCAUGCGACAAACUUUAAUGAAAUCACCAGAUGAUAUUUCAAACAUUUCUGGUACAAUUUUUGUUUCAUCUUUGGUGUAAACUGUAUUUCUUAUUUCACUCACCCAUACUUUUGGAAAUGCCUUUUUCAAUUUAGAAAAUUUAAAAUUUAUUAACAAUGAAUUUGUGCCCAAUCGUCUUUGUAAUGAGUCACACGAUAUCCACUGCCCAUUUUAAAAAAGGUCACUGACUUUUUCAAUCUCGUUAGCUUUCCACUCUUUAAAAUAUAAGAGGUCAUUUCCGUGUUUAAUAUUGCUGUUGUACCAUAAUACUUGAUCGAAUACAUCUUUAACGUUAUAAAAGUGAACAUAUCUCAGUUCACUCCAGUACACAAGUAGAUUGACAUAAAACUCUGGUAAUUUGAACUUCGUACAUAAAAAAAGCAUAUCUUUACUCGAACAGUUCAUUCUCAAAACCUCCGAUACAUCUCCGAUGAGGUUUAUCCAGAAUUUAAAAAAUAGUCUCCAUUGUGACUUGUCACCUUUAAGGUAUUUUGUGAACCAAGAUAAUUGUAAUGAUAAAAAUUUAGUUCUUAGGUUUACCAUAUCUAAACCCGAAUUUGCUGGAGAGCGAGUAACAACCGCUCUCUUGACUUUUUCUUUUUUUGGAACCCCAAAGAAAACUGUAAAUUAAUUUGUUAAGUUUAGUCAUGGUAUUCUUUGGAAUUGGUAAACAUGUCCCAAUGUAUACAAAUUGGGAAACAAUAAGUGUUUUUAUAAUUGUUAUCUUUCCAUAAUAUGUCAGGUUUCUCAUUUUCCAUACCCUCAAAAGAGAUCUCACCUUCUCAAUUUUAAGAUCCCAAUUUAAACUUUCACAUUCUUUUUGUUUGGCGGAAAUGUAUACACCGAGGUAUUUUAUGGGCUGAUUUGUCCAUGCUAAAUUGUCCAGUUCCCUUUCUUGGAAAGAUGUAGACAUAGCAUUUGUUUUCAUUAGGUUUAGUUUUGGGCCUGCUAAAAGACCAAACGUUUCAACUUCAUUCAAAGCCAAAUUUCCCGACUCUAUAGAGUUUACAAAAAUAACAGCGUCAUCUGCCAAUUGUGACAUAACGACAUUCUCUUGAACAAUACCAACUGGCAUGACUGGAUUUUCUGAGGGAAUUCGAAUUCCAUUAAUGUAAGCAUUUUGCUUUAUUCUCACUGCCAUGACUUCGGCGACCAUUAUAAAGAGGAGACCUGAUAAAGGGCAACCUUGCCUCACACCUUGCUCUAUUUUGAAUUCUUGGGAGACCCAACCAUUAUUAAUUACCUUCCCUAUCGCAUUGUUAUAAAGAGUUUUAACCCAAACUUUAAAAGUUUCUUUAAACCUCAGUCUAUCUAGUAACAAAAAAAGGAAUUCGUGACUAAUGUUAUCGAAUGCUUUUUUGAAGUCUAGAAAAGUUAAAAUCCCUGGGGAGUUCUUGUAGUGACAAUAUUCAAUAGUAUCUAAAACAAGGCGGAUGUUUUGUACAGAGGAACGUUGUUUUAAAUAACCAGUCUGAUCUGCGGAGACUAUGUUUUCUAACACAGUAUACAAUCUUUUACAAAGUGCUUUUGCAAGGAUCUUGUAGUCAAUGUUCAACAAUGAAAUUGGUCUCCAGUUGUCUAUUACUCUCUUGUCACCUUUUUUAUGCAACAAUGUAAUGACAGCCUGUUUCUGGCUUUCAGACAACUCUUGACUUUCAAAGCCUUCGUUUAAACUAUCGAUCAACAUAUACUUCAAGUCAGAUUCUAAAUAUACACACCUUCAACUAUAACUUUCAUCAAUAAAUUCAAAUGAUCAUGUUUCCUUAAAAAUAAGAAAUGUUCAGAAUCAUAAUUAUGGUGUGUUCUUUUUAAGACCUUUAAAGAGCUCAAAUGACCUAAAAAUUCAUGCACAGGUUUUCAAUAUAAUGAUGAUCAUUUUCAUUAGCUUUAUUCCAUAUCACAUGUAGAAAGGUCGUAUUCCAUCCAAAUUUAGAUAUACAUGUAUGCCUAUGUGAAAAGUGGUUGGGAUUCAUAAAGGAAGAAAAUUCUCAUGGAUGACAAGGUAUCACCCAAAAUAUUCUUAAAAUACACACCAUCAACUACAACUUUCAGUAAAAAUGCUUGACUUGUUUGUAUUCUAACACGAAAAUUCUGAUGUGAAUUCGACCUUUGACCUUAAAUGCCCUUUAACUGACCUGAUGGACGAUUCUUAAAUGCCAUGAGAUUCAUAUGUUUACUUUUGAAUUUUCAGUGGAUCUAAUUUGAUAUAAAAUAUGAUCAUGUUUAUUCCAUAUUACAUGCAGAUCAUAUCAUGUACCGGUAGGUCAUAUUCCGUACAAGUUUAGACAUAUGCCUAUGUGAAAAGUGGUUGGGUUUGAGGUUCAUAAAAUAAGAAAAUAUGAGAAAUUGCCCAUGGCUGGAUGACAAGGUAACACCCAUCAUAUUCUUAAUAUACACACCCUCAACUACAACUUUCAUUACAAAUGUAUAUAAUAUUUGAAUUGUUUGUAUUUAAAACACGAGAUGUUCUGCAUUAUGUGAAAAACUUACGUUUAUGACCCGAUUCGAACUUUCACGACCUUUAAUGACCUUUGAAUGACCUUGACGAGUCUUAAAUGCCAUGAGAUUCAGGUAUGUAGUUUGAAUUUUCAUAAGAUUUAAUUUGAUACCAAACACCAUAUGUUUAUUCUGUAAAACAGAAAAGUCACAAUUAAGAGAAAUGUGAAAAAAAUGGGCGUGGCUUAUGAUGUGAAUAAAAAAUAUCCUUAGAGUGCAAAGAUGGAAACUGUAAAAUACACAACCUCGACUACAAACGUCGGCAAAAUAAUACAUAUAUGUUUUAUGUAACCUUUCAGAACAUGACAGGCUCCUUAUUAUGGUGUAUUACCUUUUUUGUGUCCUAAUUUGACCUUUUAUGACCUUUAAAUUACCUGUACAUGGCCAUAAUGCCAUAUGAGUCGUAAUUAUAUUAAUUAUGUAUAUUUGAUUUGUCAUUAAUUAAUCAAACAUGAUAUGCUUAUUAUGUAAAAUAAAAAAAAAUCACAAUUGAGAGAACGGUGAAAAAGUGGGCGACUUUUACCAGUUUUAUCAGUUGCAUACUCACAUUGCAUGUCCAUGUUGUUCGCAUGGAAGUUCCCUUAUAAUUGUUUACGUAUGAUAUGUAAAGAAAGGGGUUAUGUAGUGUGUACGACAGAAAACAGCUUUUGGAAUUGUUGGAAAAGGAAAUAACGAAAUGAAAAUGAAUACUUUUUAACAGUGUCGACGUUUUUUUUUUUUUACAGCGAGAUGUCCAGAUGGGUGGCUGGAGGGCCACAUCAGCAACAAAUGCUACUUCCUUGAACCUGAGGCAUUCUGGUGGUUCACAUGGUAUGAAGCUAGGAACGUAUGUGCAGACAUCAAUGUCACAGACCCAUAUGGUCAUGUCAUUAAUGCACAGAUCCUUGUUUUAGAGAGCGUGGACGAGAUGUUAGAAUUGAAGCAGAAUGUUAUAGAGUCAUACCAGCUAUGGUAUGAUAAUUGGUGGUACAGAAUGGGUUUGUGGCUCAACUGCAUUGGUAUCAGGGAUGUCGAAGACGGAGAGAUGUUCUACUGUGAAACGAACGAUGAAAUGAUCCCAAUGCAAUAUUUAGACUGGGGACCGGGUGAGCCUUCUCAUGAAAACGUCACUGGUGACAUCCUACAGGAUUGUGUAUCCACCUGGAGCUACUAUUGGCCGUAUGUAUGGACAUUACAGGAAAGAUCAUGUGAACAGCACAGAGCAGCCACUAUUUGCCAAAUCCCAAGAUUCGAGGACAAUGCCACUGAGGCAAUCCAGUCAUCAGUAACUACUGAACCCACCAAAAGUUCUCCGUCCCCCAGCACUACUUCUGGAAUCUCAGAGCCACAAGCAAGAUGUCCAGUUAACUGGUAUGAAGGAGAAAACGAGUGCUAUUACAUAUCUUCAGCAUGGUCUUACGAUUGGGACAUCUGGGAUGUAAGCUUCCAUUUCUUCUGGUUCACGUGGUAUAAUGCAAGGGAUCUCUGUGCAGGCAUGGAUGUGAUUGAUCAUAAUGGUCGUGUAACCAAUCCACAGCUUCUUGUUUUGAAAAGCGAUGAGGAGAUGAUGGAAUUGAGGCAGAUUAUACUGGAUUCAUAUGAGAUUUGGUUUGGUACAUCGGGCUGGGUCUGGUUUAACUGUAAUGACAUGGAAGAAGAAGGCACAUUCUACUGUGAUAAAAACGGCGAAAAUAUUACCAUGUCAUAUACAAAUUGGGCUGAGAACAAGCCCGAUGACAACGUCACUGAUAGCGUCCCAGAGAACUGCAUCGCAACUUUUGGCUACUGGCCUUUUGAAUGGACUUUAGAUGACGUCGAUUGUAAUGAUAUCAACUACAACGGGAUUAUAAUAUGUGAAAUCAAUAAAUUCUAGUAUUGGGGUCAA
This is a messenger RNA of Lytechinus pictus (painted urchin), 6697 nucleotides long. RefSeq lists its product as uncharacterized. The record is from RefSeq and is a predicted model, not a curated record. NCBI's taxonomy places the organism in Eukaryota, Metazoa, Echinodermata, Echinoidea, Temnopleuroida, Toxopneustidae. Bases 5741 to 6685 code for a protein of 314 amino acids. The transcript has 4 exons.